AUGGCUACUGACGAGGAGAAGAAGGACGCGCGCGCCCUCGACACGGCUUACGAGCUCGAGGACGGGUCAAAGGCGUCGUACGCUCGGCGUCUGCUCCGAUGGGGCGUGGAAGAGCGAGGUAUCCAGCCAGUGCCGCUGGAGUUGAGAACGGACACCGAGUUCAAUAAGAUCUUCUUCAUCCUAUUGUCCGCGAACACGAACAUUCUCUCGUUAUCCACUGGUUUACUUGGUCCCCUCGCGUUCGGCCUGGGUCUACGAGACUCGUGUCUGGUCAUAUUCUUCUUCAACGCGCUCUUCGCAUGCGGGCCGGCCUACUUUGCUACGUGGGGCCCAAAACUGGGUAUGCGGCAAAUGUGUGCCUCUAGAUAUACAUUCGGAUACUGGGGAACCGCCGUUCCGAGUGUGCUCAGUCUCAUGAACGGCUUUGGGUUCAGCAUCUUGAACUGUGUGCUGGGAGGUCAGGCUCUGUCUAGUGUAUCCGGAGGAAGCUUGAGCUGGACAGUUGGCAUCGUCAUCAUCGCGAUCAUAUCGCUCAUCAUAUCUUUCAGUGGCAUGACAUUCCUGACCUGGUAUGAGCGAUUAUCUUGGCUACCGAUGCUUGUAGUCCUCUGCGUCGCGACUGGCGUCAGUAGACACGAGUUUGUGAACCCUCCAUCGGAACCGGCUACCAGCACCGGUGUACUCGGCUUCAUCGCGACAGCGGCCGGCUUCACCUUGACAUAUUCCCCGUUCGCUGCGGAUUAUACCGCGUACAUGAACCCUCGAGUGCAAAGCUGGAGGAUAUUCAUCUACGCAUGGGCUGGAUUGACGUUGCCGAUCGUCCUUGUGCAAUGUCUCGGUGCAGCAGUUGCCGUCGCGGCUCCCGGCAUCCCGUCGUGGAAUGCUGCCUACGAGGAUGACGAUGUCGGUGGACUAGUCGCGGCUAUGCUCGAGCCAGUCGGCGGCUUCGGAAAGUUCUUGCUGGUUCUCCUCAGUCUGGGCGUGACGGCGAACCUCGCCCCAACCCUAUACUCGAUCUGCUUCGCUAUGCAAACCUUCAUCCCGCCUCUGAUCAGGGUGCCGAGGUACUUGUUCUCUAUCUUCGCUAUUGCUAUCGUCAUCCCACUCGCUAUUGUUGGUCAGCAUCGCUUCUAUGCGACCCUGUCAAACUUCCUCGGCGUCAUCGGCUACUGGGUCGGCGGUUACGUGCCCGUCCUCCUCAUCGAACACCUCUACUUUCGCCGCAACGACUUCUCUACAUACGACGUCACAGCCUGGGACCAGCCCUCACGUCUACCGUUGGGUUACGCCGCAUUGGCAUCUUGCGCUCUCUCCUUCGCGCUCGUCAUACCAUCCAUGUCUCAAGCAUGGUACAUUGGUCCCAUCGGCGAGAAAGCUGGCGAUUUGGGCUUUGAGUUUGCCCUUGCUAUCUCUGCCAUCCUAUACGUCCCUUUGAGGCACAUAGAAAGGCGCUACACGCACGGGCGAUGA
Molecule: messenger RNA, 1470 nt
Organism: Peniophora sp. CBMAI 1063
Lineage: Eukaryota; Fungi; Basidiomycota; Agaricomycetes; Russulales; Peniophoraceae
Source: the annotation of a GenBank genome assembly